UUCAACUCGUACUCUAGUUAAAAUAGUUCACAAACUAAAACCCUAAGAUCUAGACCAAGUCCAAACCCUCCUAUAAAGAGAAAGGGAUUUAAAAUAUUCCUGAAAAGAUGGCGAAUCAGAGAAAUUAUGGGAAGAUGCCUUUUAUAGCCGGUGAAUCGGAGGAAAAGAAAGAAGCCGUUGAUGAGGAGAACAUAUUUCCUUUCUUAUCAGCUCGAUCUCAAUACGACACGCUUGCCAUGGUCUCAGCCUUGACCAGUGGCGGAGGUAGAGUCAUUGGAAACCAAAGCAGCACUCAUGAUACUAAUCAACAUCACCCUGUAAAGUAUAAUCAACAUGAUCCUAUCCAACCUGUUCCUCCUACUCAAGAUCAAGGAAACUUGAGGAAGAGGCAUUAUAGAGGGGUAAGGCAACGGCCAUGGGGAAAAUGGGCUGCUGAGAUUCGAGAUCCACAAAAGGCAGCACGCGUGUGGCUCGGGACAUUUGAGACUGCUGAAGCUGCAGCCUUAGCAUAUGAUGAAGCAGCUCUUAAGUUCAAAGGAAGCAAAGCCAAACUCAAUUUCCCUGAGAGAGCUCAACUAGCAAGUAGCACUAGUACUAUUACCGGUCUACCAAACUACUCUUCUAAUAAUCAAGUUUACUACUCAAAUCCGCAGACCAAUCCACAAACCAUGCCGUAUUAUAACCAAUACCACUAUAACCAAUAUCUUCAGCAAGGAGGAAAUAGUAACGAUUCACUAAGCUAUAGUUUAGCCAGUGGGGACACCGGAGGUUCAAUGUAUAAUCAUCAGUCAAUAUCUACUACAACUUCUUCAUCUUCUGGUGGAUCUUCAAGGCAACAACAAGAACAAGAUUACGCUAGAUUUUGGCAUUUUGGAGAUUCUUCUCCCAGUUCAGGUUUUUGAGAUCCUCAUAAAAGUAAUAAGGGAUUUCGGGUGUCUUGUUGAGGAGAACAUAUGUUCCUUGAGUGUUUUGUGUUUUCAUUAUGUGUGUGUGUUUUGUUUCUGAUCAUAUUGUUUAUUUCUUCCUUCAAGAAUUUUCUUGGGGUUCUUUGUUAACAACCCUUGGGUUUAAUUUC
Eruca vesicaria subsp. sativa (arugula) is the source of this 1075-nucleotide messenger RNA. The record is from the annotation of a GenBank genome assembly. Lineage: Eukaryota; Viridiplantae; Streptophyta; Magnoliopsida; Brassicales; Brassicaceae.